UUGGAAGUGCUGUCAAAACAAAAUGUGAAAUUGUCAAAUGUUGCGUUCUUAUUAUGUUAGAAUAAACGAUUCAAAAAAUCCACCUAAUUGUGUUUAUUAGCUCAGUGUCCGUAACCGCAGGCUUACAUUAUAAACAGAAAACCAUGUAGCUACUCUGUCUUAAUUAAGUUCCGUUAAGCUGACUCCGACUCGAGACUGAAUGAAUAGUGUUUCUUCAGAACAGCCUGACUGUGUCUUCAGGCUUCUCACGGGCUCUUUCGUUGUUUCUGUCUGUCCUCUUCUCUUUUUACCUUCAACUCUUCCAAUUAGUGCACUUUAAAACAUGCGGUCACUGAGUUUUGUUCAGCGGGUUUGUUUGGACUUCACCGGUUCAUUGUUUCCUCAUGCUAUAUGCCUCGGAGACGCCGAUAACGACUCGUUGAAUGAGCUUGUGGUUGGUGACACAAGUGGAAAGUUGUAUAUCUACAAGAAUGAUGACUCCAAGCCCUGGCUCACUAGAACCUGUGUUGGAAUGCUAACUUGCGUUGGAGUAGGAGACGUGUGUAACAAAGGCAAGAACCUUGUGGUAGCUGUUGGUGCUGAAGGCUGGUUCCACUUGUUUGAUGUUUCUGCUGCAGCCAAAGAUUCCUCCAGCCAGCUUGAUGGAAUCUUCUGUGAUGAGCAGAAGCCAUGUUUUACCCAGCACAUCCCUGCUAAUACUAAAGUGAUGCUCAUCAGUGACAUUGAUGGUGAUGGACGCAGCGAACUUGUCGUGGGCUACACUGACCGUGUAGUGCGAGCGUUCCGUUGGGAGGAGCCAAGUGAUGGGACUGACCUGAGUGCGGGUCAGCUGGUCCUGCUAAAGAAAUGGCUGUUGGAAGGACAGCUUUCACAUUUCAAUCUACAGGUAGACAGCUUAUCAGUGAACUCAGGCCCAGAUGGCCAACCUGAGCUCAUGGUCUCACAGCCUGGCUGUGGUUAUGCAGUUCUUCUCUGCUCCUGGACACAAGAGGGCACUUCAGCACAAGGAGAAAACAGUUCAGCUGCCUUUGCUGGUCAAGGGCCCUCCAGAGAUGUUGUUCUUCAUCUGACCACUGGUCGCAUCCAUAACAAGAACGUGUCCACCCAUUUAAUAGGAAGCAUCAGCAGAGGGUCUAAAGAAGAAGAGUCCAAAGGAGGCUUAUUUGCUCUCUGCACUUUAGAUGGUACCUUAAAGUUAAUGGACUGCUCUGAGCAGCUUCUAUGGUCAGUGCAGGUGGAUCACCAGCUCUUUGCUUUGCAGAAGCUGGAUGUCACUGGAGAUGGAAGAGAAGAGGUCGUGGCCUGUGCCUGGGACGGCCAGACUUAUAUUAUUGACCAUAAUCGAAUGGUGGUUAGAUUCCAGUUUGAUGAGAAUGUGAACGCAUUUUGUGCUGGACAAUAUGCAUGUAAGGAGGGCAGGAACACCCCAUGUCUGGUGUAUGUGAGUUUCAGCCACAAGAUCUAUGUGUACUGGAGGGUUGAGCUGGAGUGCAUGCAGCCCACUAGCCUGCAGAAAGUGCUGGAGGUGAAGCCCAAAUAUACUGAUCUGCUGGGCAAACUGGGAGUGGGUCCAUUAGACCAAGAGCUGAGGGACCUCCAGUAACAUCAAUCAUAAUUCUCUUUAAGCCCACUUGAAUUUCUUGCUUGCACCCACUACUCCUCUACUCAACGGCCCUGUUUGCACAUCAAAUAACAAAUCAAUCCCAGAGGACAAAGUGUCAUAUGUUUUUUCAAGUGAGGCACAAUCAAUAAGCAUGAACUGACAGACUGACACAUUUAGGAUUAUGGCUUUGCUUUCCUAAAGUGUAUAUUGCAUACUUUCCUUUUAUUGUUAUUAAAAUGAACUUUUGUAUUAUGUAAUAAUAUACAAAAAUACAUUGUAUCGUCAAAAAUAUAUACUGAAAUACCUGACUCCCAAACACCAAAUUCAAAGUCAUAGAUGUUAAUGAUGAGUUGGACUUACUCUUGUGCUGCUCUUUACACCUCCACUCUUCCAAGAAGCCUUUCACUAAAAUUUGGAACAUGACUGCAGGGUUUCCCUACAAGUAUUAGCAAGAUGAAGUAGUGGUCAGCUGUGUGAACAGAAUAAAAUACAGUGGUACUGUGUAACUUGACGUCCCCUAAACUCAAAAUCUUUGAAACUCAAGAAAUUUGUACCCUUAAACUCGGCGUUUACUCUAAACUCGAUGUGUGUGCGACUGCCGCUUUGUUCAGAGCUUGACUUUCGUGGUGCAGGAAAACCUCAUCAAAGUGCGAAUAUGAGACGAAUCUGCAUUUGUGUGGAAUAACCGUCAAAUCCACUCUAAAAGCUCCACAUGUAUCUGUGUUCAGCUGGAUUUUCCUCCUGUUUCACUUUUAAACUUGUGUUAAAGCUCAGGGUUCUGAGAAAUUGUAAGAAUCAGCUUUUCCGAAAAGCUUAAUGUGACUUAAUGUAUUAAAAGA
Molecule: messenger RNA, 2442 nt
Organism: Trichomycterus rosablanca
Lineage: Eukaryota; Metazoa; Chordata; Actinopteri; Siluriformes; Trichomycteridae
Gene: itfg2
Product: integrin alpha FG-GAP repeat containing 2
Exons: 12
Coding region: 323-1603 (426 amino acids)
Biological process (GO): regulation of TOR signaling
Cellular component (GO): KICSTOR complex
Molecular function (GO): protein binding
Source: RefSeq, a predicted model, not a curated record